Messenger RNA from Saprolegnia parasitica CBS 223.65, 828 nucleotides. RefSeq lists its product as hypothetical. Lineage: Eukaryota; Oomycota; Saprolegniomycetes; Saprolegniales; Saprolegniaceae. The record is from RefSeq and is a predicted model, not a curated record. Bases 1 to 828 code for a protein of 275 amino acids. The transcript has 4 exons.
AUGCUGCAGCACGCCGCAUACCUCGUACAUCUGGGCAAGGAGCUCAAGUACUACGCGCUUGCGGUCCUGGCUACUACGCAUACGGCCAAAGGCAACGGACCUCGCCUGUCGGACACGAACGCUCUGAUCGCUCAGCUGCAUGUGGCGUUCGACAACGUGCUCAUCAAGGUCUUCCCGAUCAUUCGACCCGGCAACCCCCGGCCGGCCAACAUCUCGACCAAGGACCUUCUAGUCGUGCGACACGUUCUGGAAAAGCAGUGCACGCAGCACCAGUGGGCCAUUCUCGUCGAACUCGUCGAGGCGUGCAAAGCGAAGGCCGCCGGCUCCAGCAACGAAAACGCUGUGUUUGCAGCCUUUCACAACAAGCUCAUUGCCAUCCGCAGACGCAUCAAGGAGUAUGCGGCGCACUACGAGCCGCAGCAAUGCAACACGCAAGAGGUGCAGAAGCGGAGUGCACCCGCGACAAACCAAACGGACGACGCACCGACGGGCCCACCGACGACGACAAACCAGAGCCUCGUGGACGAGGCCGCUGUUCGUGAAGCGUCGUUAACCAGAGCGUUGGUCGUCGAAGCGAAGACUUUGGUUCGCGACGCGCUUGACUAUGCAAACACCGCCGAAAACGAGAACCGGCAACUCAAACAGGCACUUGAGAAGGUCCAAAUGAAGAAUGCGCAGCUUCAGGCCAAGAACGCGCAGCUCGAGGCGGAGCUCGAGACGUCCCAGAUGAAGCAGGUCAAAGUCAGUAGUCGCUUGCAAGAGGUCGUUUAUGCCUGCCAGCUUGGCGACGACGUCAUGGACCUUGAUAUGUCCAUGUGCUUUAUUUAA